UUAAAAGGGAGACGUUGAGCGCGUGAGGCACAACAACAACAACAAGCAGACGAGAAACGUCAACGGUCGCAGAAAUGGCAUCCAGCGAGUUUCAGCAGAGGAAUGAGAAAAUCAAAUUAAGGAAACCAGCGGUGGAGAAAAUGCGCAGGGACCGCAUCAACAACAGCAUCGAGCAGCUCAAGACGCUUCUGAAAGACGAGCUGAAGGCCAGGCAGCCAAGCUCCAAGCUCGAAAAGGCUGAUGUCCUGGAGAUGGCCGUGACCUACCUGAGAAGCAAGACCGCUGAACAGAGCUACGCCGACGGGUUCGCCCGGUGUUUGGAGGAGACUGCCCGUUUCCUCUCGGCUCAAAACCAGCUCACAACAGACAAACCGGCUGUAAAGAAGCAUUUUGAUCGAGCACAGAAGCCCAAAGCAAGAGUGAAGAGUGUCUCUGGCGGUCAGAAGUCCAUCUCCAGUGUACCCAAAUGCACAGGGACCACCAGCACACCGCUUUGGAGACCCUGGUGAUGCUCCUCACCUUUUGGA
This is a messenger RNA of Colossoma macropomum (tambaqui), 527 nucleotides long. RefSeq names its product hairy-related 2 (gene her2). The coding region runs from base 75 to 509 and encodes 144 amino acids. The transcript has 2 exons. Gene Ontology annotation, biological process: anterior/posterior pattern specification; regulation of neurogenesis; regulation of transcription by RNA polymerase II. NCBI's taxonomy places the organism in Eukaryota, Metazoa, Chordata, Actinopteri, Characiformes, Serrasalmidae. Gene Ontology annotation, cellular component: nucleus. Gene Ontology annotation, molecular function: RNA polymerase II cis-regulatory region sequence-specific DNA binding; protein dimerization activity; DNA-binding transcription factor activity, RNA polymerase II-specific. The record is from RefSeq and is a predicted model, not a curated record.